AUGACAGUAUUAUCACAGGAAGAGAUCUUACGAAGUAAGCGUACAGUUGUGCAGGGUUUGGAAGCACUGAAGAAUGAACAUGAAUCGGUUAAGGGUACAUUAGUGAGUGGUAUUCAAGGAUUGCAUGCUGAUGAAUCGGCACUUAGUGAGGAAAAGACACAUAUUGUGGACAGAAAUUUGGAAAUGUUACGCUUAGGCAUCGAAGAAGCUCAGGUUAUGAUGGCAUUAGCUGGUCAUCUACAGGCAGUAGAAGCCGAGGAACAGAAGUUGAAAGCGCAAGUACGAAGACUUUGUCAAGAGAAUGCAUGGCUUCGAGAUGAAUUAAAUUCAACGCAGCAAAAAUUGCAAACCAUUGGACAGCAAGUAGCACAAUUGGAAGAGGAAAAAAAGCACUUAGAAUAUAUGAAUUCGAUCAAGAAAUAUGAUGAACAACAGGAUGCUGAAAUCCUCUACAAACAGAUCUUAACUCGUGCUCAUGAACGUGAAUUUGGGAAAGUAGCGGAUGACAAUAAGCCAAUUUGGCAAAUUGCUGAAGAUCGUGAAGAGAAUAAACAUAAAGGAGGUGAUACAAGCUCGUAUCAGGAAUAUGGUGGUUGGCACAAAGCUGCAAAAGUUGACAGUCCAACAGUAACCACCACGUUAAAGAAUCUUGGAGCAUUGUACAGACGUCAAGGGAAGUACGAAGCAGCGGAAACUCUUGAAGAUGCUGCAUUGCGAGCCAAAAAGCAGUGCUUGGAUGCAGCUCAUCAAGCGAAAGUAGCUCGCUUGAUUGCCGAACAUACAACUAAUUUAUCACCACCUCAUGAAGGUGUUGAGCAUGAACCGCCUGUGUCUGGUCAUCAGUCAGCAUUAACAGCUACUAGUACAUAUGCGGAUGAUUCGUUAAUGUCACCUAUUACUACUGCUACUGCUUCAGAAAUACAUCGUGGUAUGACUCAGUCACAAUCAUCAUCUGGUUUAAAAUCACGUUUAUUCAAUGCACUUGGUCUACAACAGCCACCACAAACUUAA
Messenger RNA from Brugia malayi, 1011 nucleotides. RefSeq names its product kinesin light chain, putative. Lineage: Eukaryota; Metazoa; Nematoda; Chromadorea; Rhabditida; Onchocercidae. Gene Ontology annotation, cellular component: cytoplasm; membrane-bounded organelle; kinesin complex. Gene Ontology annotation, molecular function: kinesin binding. The record is from RefSeq and is a predicted model, not a curated record. The coding region runs from base 1 to 1011 and encodes 336 amino acids. The transcript is spliced from 8 exons. Gene Ontology annotation, biological process: microtubule-based movement.